Molecule: messenger RNA, 28550 nt
Organism: Porites evermanni
Lineage: Eukaryota; Metazoa; Cnidaria; Anthozoa; Scleractinia; Poritidae
Source: the annotation of a GenBank genome assembly
AUGGGCGACGUUUUUCGACCAAUCGUUCUGUUUUUUGCAGUCUUGACUGUUGCACCUGCAGUGUUCUCCGAAGAGAAACUUUCUUAUGAUACCGUGAAGAGUAAUGUCGAUGAGGCGGGGGCUGAGCUCAUUGAAGGAAGUUCCGAUGGAAACUUUUUCAGUCCCGAAAGCAUCGAGGAAGAUGUCAGCGAGACUGCAGCAGUAGUGAAAAGCGAAGGUAGGAUAGCUUUUAUCUCUUAUUACUUUUGCUUUAACUGGCAUGCACAAGAAAAUAUAAAAACGCUUCCCGCGCUCUAGAAAAUGGGAACAUUACUGAAACAUUGUAGCUUACAAACCCAAACAGAUAGUUUUCCUUAAAAAAUAAAUCAUAAUCCAGAUUGAUUUUUUAAACUCUUUUAGCAGACACUUUUUUACUUUUUCGUGUCCCUCUAGUCUGGCACAGUGGUUUGGCUUGUUUGCAAAACUGCUUUUUUUCCGUUUCGUUAUUACGGGUUUGUGUAGAAGCGACAGUACGCCAAAAAUCGAGAAUAUGUUGUUUUCCCUCCUUCCCACCCACCACCUCUUGUGAAUUUUUCGUUUAGACCCAAAGGUCUUUACCUAAGGGCGCUUUCGAAAAGUCAGAACUGACCGGCCGGACCAGUCAUUUUGUCAAUGAAAAUGCUUUUUCCCAAGAGUUUUUGUUGAAACACCAUCUCCCUCGUGCAAUGCUAUUUAGGAUUUGACUGAUGUGCCCGGAUGGUUUUGAUGAAAGGUGAAAUUCUCAUUAUGACUGGAAUGGUCUGGCCGGUCAGUUCUGACAAAUGGAAAGCGCCCUAACACAAGUAACAGUGAAUUAAAACGAGUGAAAGUUUUAAGGUUGUCUAGGUGCCGUUUAAUAUUUUAUAUUUCCUUUUUGGCCGCCUUGAGCAUAGUUUUGUGGAAGUCAUGCUUUGAGCACUGGAAUUGUAAUUAUAAUGCCACGUCCAAUAUCUUACAGUAACUAAUUUCAUUUCGCAGCACAGUGAUCUCAGCCAGGCGAAAAGGUAGUCAUAUCGUGCGCUUUGUUGAAGUUCUUGGCAGUUAUUAGCCGCCUAGAAAGUGAGCUGUGAGAGUUAGAUGUGUUGGGUCGGCGAGAGAAAAAUCUGUGGUGAACUUUUCUUUAGUUAAAAACAGAACUGAUUUGAAAGGAAACCACAACCGCUCAUCCGCGAAGCCAUUCUUGUCUUCUUGAUCGCCUAGUAAUUCUAACUAGAAGAUAGAAUACUUUCAAACGAUUAGAAAAAGGGAUUUUGCAGAAAUUCUAGAAAAUUUUUUGACUGCCGGGCAUUGAUUUUUUUUAAGACCCUUCCCGGCUGCCGGACUUAUAGCCACUACGUUUAUUUUAUCCUCUGCAAUACAGCGCUCGCUUUAUAGUCAACUCGUCUGUUUGACCGUAUUGUUCAUUAACUUUUGCACUCCUUUCCGCUCCCAGCGACGGAUAAGCAUCACGAAAAAUAAUCCAAAUUUUAACAACAAGGAGUAGUAUAUUCUUUCCCUGAUUUAUUAACUAUACGGUAAUGCCGGUACUUCCCGAAAAUGCAUGAAAUGAAAACUGUCACUGGCAUGUGGUAAACUGUUUUACAAAUACAGUUUAGUUCUAUGGGUUUUUAGAUACAUUUCAUUACCGUGACGGAAAAGUCCCUAAAAGCGAACGCUUUGGACGUUGAAACUCAACGAGAGUUGGGGCGAGUAGAACGUUGAUUCUUCAGGCUCUACCGGCAGGCGUUUUUGACAUAGCUGGCACAUUAAGCAGACCCUAAUGGAUUUGAAUGUUGUUGGUACCAAUAGACGGCGUUUAGGUGUCGUGGUUGGCAAAUUAAGAAACCACUUACUCGAGCGCAGUUAUAUUGAACACUCGAAACUCAAGCCCUUUUAACAAUGGGUAAUAUUCAUAAAAGAAACACGACAAAGUUUGAACUGAAAUGCUGUAGUGGCAGUUUCUCAUCUUCUGGGAUAGCUUGGAUGACAAACAAUCUUUAAUCUUUAAUCAUUAUUUAUACAAGGUAAAAAAAUUCAUCAGGUACAAUAAAUUCCAAGUACAAUGACUAACAUCCUAAAACCUAAAAAAUCCUGAUCCUAAUAUUAUUUUAACUUACAACAAUAUGCUACUAAAAACCUGAUUUCCAUAAAUACCGUGUUUCUAAAAAUUAUGAUAGAGAAGGCGUUUAAAUUGAUUUAAUGAAUCAGACUCUCUAAUGUUACAGGGUAAGCUGUUCCAAAGGGUCGCGCCGCUGUAACUAAAACAAUUUUUCAAGUAGUUAGUUCUUGGAAACGGAACAAGUUUUUUUACCGAGUCCCUCAGAGAAUAGUUUGAUUCAUUUCGCUUUAUGAAUUUAGACUUGAGAUAUUCGUGAACCAGACCGUUUAAAGACUUGAAAACCAUUCAUUGUUUCUUGCACUCAUUCUUUGUUAGAAUUAUUAAACAGUGGGACGCUCUUCCCGAAGAGAUAGUGCACGAACAGGCUUUCAGCAUUUUUCGAAGUAAACUUAGAAAGUAUUGUGAAAUUUUGUAAUUUUUUUUUAGCCAUUUCUUAAUUAUUCUUAAAUUUUACAUUGUAGUAUAUUUAUUUUAUGUUUCAUGUAGGGAGAGUCCUCGAUAGAGAUAAGCUCUGACGUUUCCUUUUAUGUAUUCUUAUAUAAAAAAAAAUAUAUUUGAUUUGUUCCGAAUUUGACUUUGAGAUUUCAAGUCCCUCCAGCUGAGUUUGUGAAACAAGGAAUCGACAUAUACGUCAAAGUUUGAUGAAGUUAUUACUCGUGCAGCACGGUUUUGUAGUUUUGGUGGGUUGGUAGAUAAUGUUUUGCCACAGCUACCCAGACUAGGCUGCAGUAAUCAAGGAGAGAUUGAACUAAUCGAUUAAGCAAGAAUUUUCGCUUAUUGAAAGUUAGUUCUGUUGAUUUCGACCAAUCGAAUCUUUUGCCAUCUUGUUUCACAAAAGAAAAUUUUUGGGUUUCCAUUACUUUACUGAAGUUAGAGUCUUUCUAGAUAGCACCCACGCAUUGCAUCUGAUACUCUCUAAGCGUAUUUAUCUGCAGAGCUAUUUUCUGUAGACAGGAAGUAGCCACGUUUUCUGAAUAUCCGUUCCUAUCGUACUCAUUGAUGAAAGCCUUGAACUGGACCUCGUGGUGUUUCUGAACUUCUUCUUGAAUGCAGGACCAAUGAUCUAAGUGUUCGAUCUCUUCUGUCUCUUCUUAAGAAGAAUCCGUUUCGUGAGAGACUACGGUUUCUUUCGAAGAGUGGCUUUCUUCAUUGUCGUCGACAUUCCAUUACCUUCUGGAAAGUAUUUGAAAGUAACUAUUGUAUCCGUCACCGCUCCACAAUUUGUAGUUGAUUUUAGGCCUUUUUUUAGCCUGCAAUUGGCUAUAAACCUUAUAGCUUGACAGAUCAGACAUUGAUGAUUUCUGUACUAGCUCCACGGUUGCAGAUUUCUCUUUGGGAAAUUUGUCGUCACGUUUGGGAAUUUAAGUUGGCAUACAAAAGUUUUGGUACGGACCUCUGAUCUAACAUUUGUUAGCCAAAAUGGUUACCACUAGAUGCUUCAUUUAAGACCAGUUUUCCACUCUCUAGAAAUCUUCACAUCUCGACCUUUACUAAAUUUGGAAUCGAGCAGCUCUAGAGCGGCACUUCAUUUUCAAAGCCUGUGCUUGAAAGAAUGAAAGAUGGUAAAUUUUAUAAAGCUCGGUGAAAUAAAGUUGAAAAUGAAUUAAUCAGCAUGUCACGAAUUUGGAAAAAAGAAAAAAUCUGAGUCCCCGACAGGAUUCGAACCUCCCAAACACCUUGCUUGUUGUUAGAAAUUCCUUUUGAAAGGCAGCGCUUCCUACAUUUCCUUACAAAAACUUGAUGAAAAAUUAAAAUCCGAAAUAAAAACUUGACCAGGCUAUCUGGGUUACUCCUUAAUCAUAUGGUAGGGUCACUAAACUAGCCGUGAAAACUUUUAUCAAUAAAAAUACUUUGGCUCUUCCUGCCGGGUCAACUCCUUCAAGGCGAGACAAUCACAGUAAACACUCGCUAAAGUUAAGUUCACUACCUCUGAGCGAAUGUUAAGUCCAGAAACGAAUGCUUUAAAAAUGUUAUUUCUUCCACAUCACCAGUCUUACCACGCUGUUUCUCUCUGAAUAGAGCUCAACAACCAAAAAAUCGAAAGUCCUGGAAAUGAAGAAGAGUCUACUCGACCAGAACAGCCAAAGGAAGACCCUAUAAGAGUCCGGUGUGGUUUGUUGCAGUAUAAUACAUUGACCUAUGGCUGCUGUGCUGGCAGGUACAGAUACCAUAAGAAGACCCAAAAGUGCUGCUAUGGUAGAAUCACUUUAAAGUAUUCUCCCUGUGUACCUCUCCGCAAAUGUGGCUUGGUCUCCUACAACCCAUCGACCCAUAGUUGCUGUGGUAACAGGUUUGUGUACUACACCAGGACCCAGAAAUGCUGUUAUAAUCGAGUCAUUUCAAAGUAUUCCUCGUGUGUGCCUUUCCGCAAAUGUGGCUUGCUCUCCUACAACCCAUCGACCCAAAGUUGCUGUGGUAACAGGUUUGUGUACUACACCAAGACCCAGAAAUGCUGUUAUAAUCGAGUCAUUUCAAAGUAUUCCUCGUGUGCUCCUCUCCGCAAAUGUGGCUUGGUCUCCUACAACCCAUCGACCCAUAGUUGCUGUGGUAACAGGUUUUUGUACUACACCAGGACCCAAAAAUGCUGUUAUAAUCGAGUCAUUUCAAAGGUUUCCUCGUGUGUGCCUUUCCGCAAAUGUGGCUUGGUCUCCUACAACCCAUCGACCCAUGGUUGCUGUGGUAACAGGUUUGUGUACUACACCAGGACCCAGAAAUGCUGUUAUAAUCGAGUCUUUUCAAAGUAUUCCUCGUGUGUGCCUUUCCGCAAAUGUGGCUUGCUCUCCUACAACCCAUCGACCCAUAGUUGCUGUGGUAACAGGUUUGUGUACUACACCAGGACCCAGAAAUGCUGUUAUAAUCGAGUCAUUUCAAAGUAUUCCUCGUGUGUGCCUUUCCGCAAAUGUGGCUUGCUCUCCUACAACCCAUCGACCCAUAGUUGCUGUGGUAACAGGUUUGUGUACUACACCAAGACCCAGAAAUGCUGUUAUAAUCGAGUCAUUUCAAAGUAUUCCUCGUGUGUGCCUUUCCGCAAAUGUGGCUUGCUCUCCUACAACCCAUCGACCCAUAGUUGCUGUGGUAACAGGUUUGUGUACUACACCAAGACCCAGAAAUGCUGUUAUAAUCGAGUCAUUUCAAAGUAUUCCUCGUGUGUGCCUUUCCGCAAAUGUGGCUUGGUCUCCUACAACCCAUCGACCCAUAGUUGCUGUGGUGGCAGGUACUUGUACAACAAGAAGACCCAGAAAUGCUGUUAUGGCCGUGUCAUCAGCUUUUACUCAACCUGCCGUUUUCACGGAUAAUUUACUCAAACAUACCUUGUCGUUAAAAGCUAAUAAUGUUACAGUUUUUUUAGCUAGUUUACGUUUCUAGUUGGUGUAAAUUGAGACGUUGUAAGCUUGUGGAUGUGGCAACAGUACUUCUUGCAUUUAUCUGUAGUCCAAAAAAAGGUGAUUGGGAAACAGUUGUCUGCUUAUAACCCAUGUAAAUCGUGGACUAUUAGAAAUGUUUAAUAAAGAGUUGCAACAUACCUGCUAGACACUUAACACCGGUCCAUGAAAAUCGCUUGUGUAAUAACAGCAGCUAGGAUAUAUUUAAAAGCUUUGUGUUUGAAUCCCUAAACUCCUUUUCGGGGAAGAAAAGAAUAUUUGUCUUUGAAAUUGGUACAGCGGGAACUACCUCCUAAUCAAUGUUUUUGACUGGAUACGAAAGCCUUUCAUUUAAUAGGUACGUUGAGUAUGAUCGUCGGGGUGAACGUAGUCCUGAAUAGGACUGUUGUUGUUGACAGUGACUGACGUUUCGACAACCUUUACGGUAGUCAUUUUCACGGUCAACGUGAAUUCUAUCACGUCAGUUGAUGGUAUUAAACUCUUGUUAUUGACCUGAUUGGUCAAUUAAGGCGGGAUCUUAUUGGUUGUCUGUUGACGGAAUCAAGAAAAACUAACUACGAGAGAACGACUAGAGAACUGAUCAUUUGACUAACAAUAAACGACUGUUAAACUCUGACAGUAAGACGGAUCGAAGGGCACUACUUAUAUUACGAGUCUUCAUAGCCAAUAACACUACGGCUUAACUGACAGACGAUCAAUAAGAUCGCGACUUAAUUGACCAAUUAUCAGGUUAAUAACUAGAGUUUAAUACCAUCAAGUGACGUGAUAGAACUCACUUUUACUUUGAAGAUGAAAACCGCAUAGUUUGUUGAAACGUCAGUCACUAUCAACGACAACAGUCCUAUUCAGGACUACGUUCACCCAGACGAUCAUACUCAACCUACUUAAGAAAUGACUCCUGGGUUCAAACCUUUCACACGCUUAAUUUAAAUUGGUAAACAGCAUUUUUUUCUGACAGAGUUUUAAUAGAAACAAAAAGAACAAGAAAAAUAUUUGAGAAAAAGCCUGUAAAAAUUUGCUAUUUACCUUCCCUCUACUCCUUGUUCCUGGAAAGCUUGUCAGUCAAAAGUCCAUGCGAAAGGAAUACAAAAAAGAGCAGCAAACUGAGAAAAAAAGCAGGGGGGGAAAAGACAUUGAGAAAGUAAUCUCGAAAUAGAUUUGCGAAAAUAGAAAGAAAGAAAAAAAGAAAAAAAGGAAAGAAGGGCAUAAAAUGGGAAUAAACUGGAUUCUCUGCCCCUGCGGAGGGGAAAUUUGCAAUAUUGUUUUCAGUCCAGAGGAAAGGGAUGGAAAAAUUUGAAAUUUGUAAAAUCGAGGACGGUUACCAUGGAGACUUCGCGGGGAUCAAGUGCAUUUCCCAGCCUAUAAAUAUAUGAAAUACCCCCGUAUUUAUUCGAUAAACCUCCCUUGGCGCUUGUUAAAUUUUUGUACCUUGAUAGUGCGCGCUGAUUCGAGGUGGGCGCUUAUUCGAGGCUGGGCGCUUGUAAAAUUUUCACCAUUCUUAGCAAGUGUAGUAUGUUUAUUUUGCAAGAAAACAAUAACUAGCGACAACAAAAAGCGAAGAUGUAAGAAAGAGGGGUUUCUGUAAAAUACUCUGAAGAAAAUUUCGUCUUCGGGAGGGUCUCUUAUUAUCUGUUAUUGGAGUUUGUGUGGGGGAGUGGUGUGGAGGUGGGCGCUUAUUCGAGGCUGGGCGCUAAUUAACUUUUUCUGCCUUUAGGAUGGGCGCUUAUUCGAGGUGGGCGCUAAUUCGAGGUUGGGCGCUUAUUCGAAUAAAUACGGUGUAAAGUAGCAACAGAAAAAGGGGGGAGUGGGGGAGGCAUACGCGUCUUUGAGCCGCAUAGCCUGCGUAGUAGUCAUUCCUUUUUACGUUUCCACCUGCCCUCUUUUGCUCGUGCGCUACUUCCCCUUUGGUAAAAGAUGGCUGAAACAACUGCUACACAGGAAAUCACCCUCUAAAGGACUGGGAAGGAGUUAGCACAUAACGUCCCAAAAUGGAGUUGGAGAAAAACAUGACAAUGCCAACAAAAAGAUGUAAUUUCUGUCGCUUUAUUGUACUAUUUUUAUCGGCCACCCUCAUCCUUGGUGAAAUUAAGCGAGAAAAAGUGCUUACAAAUUGUAUAUUUUGUCACGGGAGCCAUAUUGCAAAUGCUCUAAUUUUUCCUCGCUUUGCUUAAUAAACAUUGCCAGAAAUUAGGGACAAGAUGGCGGUUGCGCGUGCGCACCAAGGCCACAAUGGCUGCGAAUUCGUAUAAGAAAAUGUAUGGAGAAAAGGAAACUUUUUCAAAUAUAUCGAUUAUGAGCUCACGGGUGUUCGGUGCACGACUCGAAACAUGUUAAGUGCUGUGCAACCUUCGCAUCUGGGUUAAAAAUAGCUAAUUAGAAGUAGGUUUACUUACUUCCCGAAGUGGCCACUUUUAUCUCUCGUUGUACGCUCCAUUUCUCCAUACAUUGUCUUAAAAUCUUGCCGAAGUCAUGCGAAAUACUCGUCGAUUAGAGGAUAAACCCUUCACUGAAGUAAAUUUGCACGACUCGAUAUCACUUCUGCGAUGGAAGAUGUUUCCAAAACAGUCGUUAAAAGGACGAUUUUUGCACUGGAAAAUACUUCCAAAGGCGCAUUAUUUCCCGCAGUUUUCCAUCUGUAGUCCAGUAAUGGACGCCAUGGUUGCGAAUGACUUAUUUCGGUCGGACAAAGCUUCACAACUCCAAACCUCACCGAAUCGCCAUUUUGGUUGUUGCUACAACUCCAGAGAUGCUUCACGGGAUAUAAACUAGGUUCCAGGCAUUCAAAAAUCCUCGAUUAGCCUACCAGGCUUGGUUUUAAAACAAAAUUGUCACGAAAAUGUCACGAAAAUGUCACGAAAGGUACAGCCGCGUACUGUUUUGUUGCUAUCAGCCGCUCGGCCGAGUAUAAACCUAACAUUUUCUUGCAAGAUGUUUCAUUCCAGCUUUUUUCUUCGUAAAACAGAUCCACAGAGCUCAAAUUAUUUAAAAAAUCGCAGGGGAUACGCUUUCCCUGACUACGAUCGUUUUUGUCCGCCAUUUUGGAAAUGAGAUUCCGCUGACAAUUAAUCACGGGCGCGAAAUGUCCACUAUUUCUGGCAAUGAUUUUUCGAAGUCGAGAAUCGGGAGGGCGCUUAUUUUUCGUCGUCAGAAUUUUAGCCGCGAGAUUUAUUCUUUUCUCUGUUUCAAAUGCAGAACUGUUUUGAUGAAAGCCUGUAGGUAUCAUUACAUAUUAGAAAAUAUCAAGCCACUGAAGAAUGCCUUCCGCAACCUCGUUUGCGGGUAGGAGAGAACCCUAGGAACGAGGUUGUGCUUUUCGUUGGCUGCUCUGAUUGGCAAGCACGGGGAUAAUUAUCCUUUAAUGUACACCACCACUUUAAUAAAUAAUUGCGAACUAUUGUUACAGGAGCCGCGUCCUUAACGUUCGAUAGUGUCAUUUUCUGGUGAUUAUACAUGAUAUGCUUUCUAUUCAUUCAAACACUGAAAAAAGGUGCUGUAUACCGUAUAAUCUAAAAAGGGAAAAAAGGCUUGUUGUUAAGAUGGAGAGGGGAAUUUUAAGGUGACACUAAUUCGAAGGAGUGUGGUUAUUUGAUUAGGGGCCCUAAUUUGAGCAUUUACAGUACAUAUGAGGCUUACAAAGAAGACAUGGGUCCGGUUCCUAGAAAGAUGGUUAAGUUUAACUCAGGAUUAAGCGAAAUUUUAAGCAAGGUUUUCUUGCUAGUAGCAUGUAACUCAAGCUUACAAAAUACUGUUGAGCCUUUACUCUGAGACACAGUAACGAUUUACACAGCAAUGCAUAGGAAGGUAAAUACAAAAAGUGGAACAAAAUAUUAAUCCUGGAUUAGCGCUAAUCGGCCUUUCAGGAACCGGGCCCUGGAUGCUUAUUCGAGGAAAUGUGGUAUGUGGGCUUCGUUGGGACAAGGGGAAAACAGCAUGUUUAGUUUUUAACAUCACUAUAGCAACAGGACCGUUUUCUAACCGGUCUCUAUUUUCCCAGUAUUUCUCGCAUUUUCCAGAUGAACGUGGGCAAAUUAAAGACAGCCAGCAAAGGGGUGGCAAAUUCAACCACAACAAUAGAGCAUAUUCAGUUCAAUUAAUUUUAUCUGACACUCAGGUUCACUCACUUGUACAAACUACACUGAGCUUAGACCUUAGAUCAUGUAGUAUUACACUAACUAUAUCCAUUGCUUACCCAUUACAUUAUGUAAUAUUACGUACUGUUAUCUAAUACACUAACUUAACAUUAAAAUUUCAUUCAGGAUUUCUAAAUACAGGAUAUAGACUCUAUGUAAAGAUAGACAGGCCGUUAUAUUAACUGAGUCAUAUGCACUCUACAACGAAUUUACUAUGGACUACAAUCAGCGUACAUUAAUAGUCGUUCAUACCGACACUAUUUUGGCAUGAUUUCCAUGUUCCUUUCUUUUAGGCAAACAAGACUCAGGGCGGUGAUAUUUGUGACGAGAAAAGUCGGGGAUAAUGCUGAUCCCCAACUGACUGACUUAUUUGAAGUAAACAGCUGGUUUCGUAGCAACCAUUUGCGAAGAACGACAAGGAACGAUGAGAGGACACGAGAAUUGGAUCACAAUGAGGAGCUAUUAGGGUUAAAAGCGAUAAAAAAAUUAACGAUGGUUCCUACUUCUUGCCUUUCUCUCGAGGUGCUCCUGGGAAGUGGUCCUGACAUUCACGUAUUUUUAGUCGGAAGGCACGGCCAAAUAAUCCAGACAUUGACUGUUGUUGAAACACAACCAGCCUAACACAACGGCCUCUUUCAGAUCUGUUCCAAGGUAGCAGUUGUGGAGAAUUUUUAGUUUCAUGUCCUCCCACCUCCUGACUCUCUACUUCCUCGCGCGAUCGCGCGAUUUCUUCCUCGCAGUCGUUACCAGUUCUCACUCAGUCGUUACGAUGAGUUUGAUAUUGAGUCAAACAUGUUGCAGAGGAUCGUCGUUUGCUUGCUGGUAGCGCUUCCUAUGAGUUUUACCGGGGAGAAACAAAAAAGGGAUAAAAGCAAUGAAAUUCACGAGAAAGGAGACUCCUUCUUCUCACAAACAGAGGGACCUAAUCCACAGACUUGUGAAAAGCAUGGAAGAUGCGAGGUCAGUGUAUCUAGGAAUCCCCUUAAUUUCAUGUUUGCAUAUGUAAGCUUUAGGUUACCUUUUGGUGCUUAUUUCGAAUUGAUUCAAAUUAAACUUGCUAAUUUCUUGAUGUUUCCUUUUCAACUAUAAGCUUCUAUAAGCUCAGUAAAGUUAAAAAAAUACCGAAACAAGCGUCUGUCUCCAAAUUUGCAUAGAAACCUCCUUAUCACUUCAUAAACAUGCUUAUGCACAGCUGUUAUGCAGUUUUCGAAAACUCGCUGUAGUCCUCUGCAUGGUAUUGGUUUGAGCGAAAUUUUCAAGCAGAUAAGUGCUUAAAAAUAUCCUCAGGAGUUAAACUUAUCACAGGAAAGUCUAUUGUGUCCUCUUUUUUCCGAAAUUCGACGUAAAUUUAAUUUACUAAAAAAGUUCUUGUCCAGCAUAUUGUGCAGACAGGUGUUUUUGUUGUAAGUCUCCUUAGAAGCCCUAAUUUGAUCAAUUGGGUCUAGGAAUUGGUAGAGGAGGCGAAGGAAGUUGAGAACAACCUAGCCUCAAAAAAUUUUUGCCCACAGUCGGCCGACAGUUUUUUUGGGGAGCUGUUAUUCACUUUUUCAUUGACCUUCAGUAUUUACUUGCUCUGAGCUUGUCUGUUGCACCUGUGUUAUACUCCGGUAUUGUUUUUGCUCUAUGAGCCCCAUUGACAUAGGCAUUACAGGACUUGACAAGAUCUUACACUUAAAAGAAGUUUGUUUGUCACAUGCAAACUGAACUUCUGGAUUUCACGAAUAAAACUUUUUCAGUGAAAUAUUUAAUUCAACCUGUGAAAUAGUAUGUAACAGUAAGUGCCAAAUAAUAUUAUUAUAAGUGUCUACUAUCUAUUUCACGGGUUGAUUAGUAAAUUCACUCUAUUUUUCACUUCAAUGAGUUAAACUAAAUUUCCUUGUUAACAGAAAUAAGAAUGUAAAUCAAUGACAAUAGUUUUGUACAAAUCAUUUUUUGAUGUCUGGCUUGCUUAUUUUUAUCCUUUAAAAUCAAUAUUUUCACUUGCCUUGAUUUUUUUUGUUCUAUUUUGGGUCAACAACAACCGUCAAAUUACUGUUUUUUUAAUAUGAAAAGCUAGAGGCAACUUUGAUUGUAACAAGGGUUAGCACACCAUUAUUAAUGAAGUUAUGCCCACUAUACCAGUGCUGGAAAUUACUGUCGGAUGAUAUAAUAUAUAUAUGCAAUAUAUUUGGACACAAUGUCCAAACACUUGAUAGGCCAUUUGCAUGAUGGCGUCAUUUUACUACUAUGACCAGUAUCCUUCAGGGUUUUGCUUUCUUGUGCAAAUUAGGACUUUUGUUAUUUAAACCUAGAAAAACCAAAAGAAUUCUGGGUGUAGUAGUAAAAUGACGCCAUCAUGCAAAUGGCCUAUUGAUUUAGCUCUUGUCUUAGGAGCUAUUUCAAAAGCAUUAAAAGGUAAAAUGCCAUGAUCAAAAGAUAAACUUUCCAUUCCAGUAAAAGACUAUUUUGAGGAAAAUGUCCACAUAUUCAUCUUCCAAUCCGGUGAAACAAAGCAGCUCUCUUUGUUAACGAAUUACUGGGCUCUACUUUCCAUAUAUAGAAAUCAAGUUUAUGCAACUGAAAGAACAUGCUUUGAAACUGAAAUGGCUGACUGUUUCAAUGAUCUGAAAAAUGGAGAAAGCUUUGUAAGACGAACAAGAAAACUUUCUGUGCAGUUUUUUUCCCCAGUUUGAGGAACAACCACAAUAGUGCAAACGAUGACUGCCUACCUUGGAGGUUGGCUGUGAACCAUAAACAAUUAAUUCAUUUGUCUUCUACUGCUGGUCUAUUUCGACUAUUUCGUUUUUUUUUUCAAAGCUUGAGAUUUAUGCAAAUUGUGUCUGGAAUCAAGAGAAAUUUGGAGGGAAGAUUAUAAAUUUCUUUUUUUAAAAAAAAUAGCAGAAUCCCCAAUGUGAAGAACAGGUGCUUGAGAGGGGUUAUCCAGAAUCAUUGCUUGGGUUUUCUUGCCUUGUACUUUCAAGAGAUUUGAUGCAAGCCAGGUUGAAAGCAUAACCAUAUUUACUUGAAUUAGGGCCACUCUUGAAUAAGUGCUGUGUUUGGGACAAAAAUGUAAAGCACCAUGGCCCCUUUAUAAUCAAAAUCAAAAGACGUUAAUUCUGUUUAAUAUGGAAAAUAACAAUAUCAUAGUUCAAAAAAUUCUUUAUUUCGUCCGACUUUCAAAUAAAUGCCACCCUCAAACAAGUGCCACAUUUAAGCUGUGUAAUUUUCCAAGUACAACCCCCCGGGGGGCUUAUAUUUGGAGGGGUGAUUUAACGGAGGGUUUUUUGCGUUACUGGUUUGUAUUUAUUUUCGGAAUUUUGCGGUAUUUGAGUAAAUAUGUCAUGCUAAUUAAUGACCGACCAGUUUUUGAAUAUUUCCUUUCAAAAUUAAGAAUUGAAAGGACAGUCAUCUUUUUAAGUAAGAAAAAUUAUUUCCACCUCUGCUAUACCACCAAAUGACCAUUAUUAACUACUUUGUUUCAUGGUAGAUUUUUUCUUUGCGAUUCCUGUUGAUAAACUAGGUGUCGAUAAAGAUCUAUAAAUUGUUCGCUGUCUACUCAUUUUUAGUACAACAUUUACCUCAAGGUUAAAAGCAAAAUUAAUUAAUUUAUGUAUGGUUUUGUUUCACAGAGAAAACACAUCAGUCCCUAAAAAUUAAUAGUGUUUUACGUACAUCUUGUCAUUCUUUUCCCACCACCAGGAGGUGAAAAGAACACAUGAGUGUUGGGGUUAUGAAGAAGGUUGUAGGUCACCUGACAAGUGGUUUACAAAGCCUCACUGUGACGACAGUAUGACUCAUAGAUACUUCAAGUCGUGAGUAUUUUAAUCCUACCUGCAUGUCCAUCAUUGAAACAACAAGCUUGUUUAUAAUAAUUCUGUUUUCUUAGAAUUAUGGAUUGGAUUCUGCUUGGGAACUCUGAGUUCUUCUCUCUUAUGGUCAUGUCUGGCUAAAGAAACUGCACAUCCUAAUAUUAUUUUUUGAUACAUUAGUUUUACUUUUCCGAAAUGGUUUCAGUGUUGCUCAAAUCUAUAGCUAUGUGGUAACAAAAAAAUAAUUAUGAGGUCUUCAGUGCAUGGUAUUUUUGGUUUUACAAUUUUUUAUGAAAAAUUGAGGUGCUCUUAACCUUGAAACAUGUGACCACUCUAUCUUUUGUAUUUUUUUAAUGAUCCUGUACAAGGCUGCUGCCUAAGAAUUUUUUUCUGGGAGCCCUGUGGGUUCCUAAAAUAAAAAGUUAGGAGCCCAAUUGAAAAAAAAUCAGUAACUUUAUUAAACGUGUCAAACUUCGACUACACGAUAACUUGCACUGAUCAGUUGAUAGAGAAGGUCAAUAAGCUUCAGAUUUAUCAUUUAUUCAACUCUAGGGCACAAAUAGUAUCAUAGUAAAGGGUCAACUAACAUUUAAGGUCCAAUCUCCUUUUGUCCGUACUGGAGGUUUCUUACUUCAUUGUAUUUCAAAAACAGUCAACCCUGUAUCUAAACCUAUAGUUUUAAUAAGUUCACCAGAAUGACCCUAUCGAUAGUUUCUGUAUCUUAAAGUUGACAGUCUCAACCAGAUCCUUGAAACUUGAUUCACGCUACUCGAAACCAAAGUCUCCCUUUUGACUGGUCACACAACCCUAAGAAGCGUUGCAUGACGAGACAAAACUGGAAGAAUACGCAAGACUUGAAUGAACUGAGUUUCGAAAUGCAAACACUGAGUCUUGAGUUUGGAGAAACCAGCCUUUUUUAUAUUGGCCACUCAAAAGGAUGUAAAGAAAAAAAACGAUUUAUUUCUCAAGAAACAUAACAAUAACCAUUUUUUUGCACGCAAAUGUACUGACCAACAGCGUUAGACUUGUCAACAAGUUGAGCUCUCCCAAUUUUUUUGCAAGUGCGAAGCGCGAGCAGUAGAUUUUUUAUGUUUUCUGCAGCAAAAAGCGAGUGAGAGAGUAAAAGCUCGACUUGUUUCUCCUGCAAAAAAUCGCACCAGGUAACGUCAUUUUGGCGCAAAUUAUUUGACUCAGUAUUUUUGAAUCAAGUCUAUCUUUUGAUAUACACAAAAUAGUACAAAAUAGGGAGGCGUAGAUAACGCUGAAUAAACAAUAAAAGAAACCUCUGAGUGUACUGUUUGUAUUCAUAGCAAGAUAGAAAAUGCUACAAACUUGCAGAAGUAAAAUUAGCAUACUGUAUGUCACAUGUAAUUUGAAACCUCUUGCUUUUACCAUGGAUUACGUCUUUUAAUCAGUUUUUAUUUGAUGCAGUAGCAACCAAACAUUUCUAACGCUGGAGGAAAAGUCAUGAUUUUAAUAUCGAAGUUUUUUCAAAGAGUAUUAAAUUCAUUCGAGGCCGUUUUCCGACGAGAAACUUCAACUGCGCUGGUCGCAGGUGGAAGUCACGGAAGCAUAUUUCAAGACAAGUGCUUGUUUGUUUACCUUUUAGCGGCGGAAAUUAUAUUUUUUUUGCCUAUGGCCGACGACCAAACGUUAUCCAUUUUUGUUUCAAAAGUGUAGAACGAGCAGGGAGUUUUGUUGUUUGUUCACCAUAAGUUAGCCUGAGAAUCAUAAGUUUGGGUGCCCAUUUGGGCUCCCUGUUUGAAAUUUAUUCUUAAUUGUUUUAUCGUUGCAUUAGUUGACCUGUCUUUGCAUUAAAAUAAUGCUCAUUAAUGUACAUGUAAUUCAUUGCAGAUAUGAAGAUAAGGUCUACCAGUUCUGGAAAGAUGCAGAUUUUGGUUAUAUAAAAUCUGUUCAAGAUAGUCUGCAGUUUGUAUGCAAGCCUAAGGAAAACAAGGUUUAAUAUCUUACCUUCUAAUUGCCCAUGCAUGUAUAGUGACAGCAGGGCUGUCGCUAAGGGCGAGAGGCUGGAGAUUUCCCCCGGCUACGAUGAGCAUGACCCUCGUCUACAGGUACUUUCAUAGCAAACAAAAGGAAUAUAGAACCAGUUUUAAAGAACUUUCCAGCCAGUCAAUUCACCACCUACUAACUGCAUGUACGUGACAACUUGAAAUAUUAGUGACAGCCCUGCAAACUGACUGUGAUCACUAACUGGCCAAGUACAGUGUGGCGCUUUAUUUUGAGGGUUAAUUCUUGUGUUUUUAUUCACAAUCCACAAAACAUAUUCCUGCAGGGAAGAGCUAUAGUCUGCGAAAACAAUUACUUUGUCAUAUUCAAAAUAAUGUCUAGUUUUAUAUGAAUGAUAUUUUGGUGGAAGAUGUCGAUUCUGAUACAGAAAGUGAUUGCCUGUAGAACCCAGGUGUAAUUGGAAAAGGAGGACAAAGGGAGGGUGUUAUCCAUGUGAACCCUCCUUGAUCUCCAUUUAUUCAGAUGAUCUACUCCGCCUCAUCCAAUAAUAUUAUUGUUAGUUAUAGCUGUUAUCUCACAGACCUCAAAUUUUCCUACCUCACUUAAUGUGCAUUAUUAAUGCAGCACAUAAAUAUAAUCAAUACUUAUACCUUAUUUUUUUAAUGCACUUUUUUAGACAAUUAUGUUAGAACUAAGAUAUAAAUGUUGCUGAUUUUCUUCAGGCAGAAAGUUCUUCUCUUGUCUGCUCAAAGCAGUUGACGUAUUGUAAAGGCCAAAACCUUUACAUGGAUUUCAGAAACAGUGAGAAGGAACUUCAAAGGUAACAGUACCAGAGCUGUAUAGUUGUGUGUGGCUAUUAUGUUUUCAUGAUAAUUUAGAGGCCCACUAAUUGAUAAAGGUAACCAUCCAUAUUGUGUUUUUUACUAACUUAGCAAAGCUGGCUCCAAUUUGGUUGAUCAUAAUGCAUUCUGUGCUUACUGAGACACCUUAUGGACUCUGUCUUAAUCAUAAUGAUGAUGCAUCUCCUGUUUUGGGCCAACUCUCAUGGUAGACUUCAGUACUUUUGUACCUUGAUUUCACAAUUAAUUAUAGUGUGAAAAAACCUUCAUUAUGAGGUCUACAGAAUAAGAGAUUAAAAAAUACCAUGUUAAGUCCAGCAGAGCCUUGGUAUACAGAAAACACCGUGUCAGAUUUAAGGGUGAAAAUAUUCCAGACAAUUAUUCAAUGUGAUGAAUGUGUUGAUAACUGUUUUUUGUUUAUAAACUCUGCUUUGCAGAUCUAAUUCUGAUCCAUUUAAACCUCAACAAAUUGGUGGAUUCUGUGAAGUUGAUUCUAACACUCUCACUGGAGAGGGCAUAUACAGAAUGGAACUCAGUUCAUGGUAACAAGUCGAAACAGAAGUCAAUGCAAAAUCAAAAUCUAGAGUUUGUUUAACUAGACAAAUAGGGAUUAAUUCAGAGGAAUAAUAUGUAUCUAUGAAAAUUAGCAACUGAGACUAAUUAAAGUGUACUGGCUUACACUUUUCCAGGUUAAAUGAAGUGGAAGACUUUUCACCAUUAACGUUUCCAGCAAAUCAAAAAGAACAUUGUGACAUUUUGGUUGAAAAACCAACAUUUUUCAUGAAGCUUGAUGCAGGUAUGUUGAGGACAUCUAGGUAAAAUCAAGUUCACCAACAAAUUUUAUAGUCAUUUGCCAUUGAUUGUCACAAAUAUACUGUACAUGUCAACACUCAUGUAUAAUCAAUCACCUUAAGGAAUUACUGCCAAACAAGGUUACAUAUUUGUUGUUCUCUCUACCAGCCUAUUGCUUUUUGUAUUAAAUCUGCUUUGCUAAAUCCAUGCUGUCCUGUAAAGUUGUUGUUGUUGUAAGUUUUGCUGGUUCAUGAUUUGAACCUGAAGACAGAAAUGGCUCAUUUCAGAGCCAUCACUACCUCUAAAGCAAUGAUCAACAACAUAAUUUUUGGAGUAAUGUUUAUUUAUUGAUUUAUUAUAUAAUUUUUUAGUUCUUUUUUUAGCCCCUAUCUGAGCAUUAUUUACACUGAUCAGAAGAGACGGUAGAUAAGUGGCACCCAUGAUUUUGCAUCAAAAAUCUAAGAAAUGGUUUCGGCUUAUACAUGCGUGUAACAGACUACAUAACAUGUAUGCCACUGACAGCUGAAUUAGACCAGGUUAACUCAAAUGCAAAGACCUGGAAGAGUCUUUUCAUAACCAACAUGCCCACAAAAAUAGUUUUAAAUUGUAGUGUCCUGUAUCAUGGUAUGAUUAAUCCUGGUAUGGCUUGAAGGGUUUUUAUGAAAGGUUUGUUGCUCAAGCACUGUGUCACGGAAUUGUGUGAUAAUGAUUUUCCGCUGUGUAGGAUAUAGAUAAUUUAUUAGUAAAAUCCAACUAGUGGUCUAUUAUCAAUGCCGCGUUCUGAUUGGUUGAGCUACUAGUAGCGAAAAGCGCGCACUUUUCGGCGGCAAAAAAGGAUUAAAGUCUAGCUUUAACUAGCUAAAAUUUUUUAUUCUCGAUAUUUUUGACCAACUAGUUGGAUUUUACUAAAACAAUUAUUCCUCUCGUCCUCAUGUCCUCUGAGUCAAUAGCCCAUUCGGCCUACUGCCUCAUGGGCUAUUGACUCAGAGCCCAUUCGGACUCGAGGAAUAAUUGUUAAAUAAUCACUACAGGGCUUGAAAAAAGUCCCAUCUGGUACACUGUAGUCCAGGACAAGUAGUUGUUUUUGCUUGGCAAUUAACUUUAACUGUAAAGUACACAAUGGGCAAGGGUCCAGGCAAUUUAAGACAUCCAGUAAUAGAAAGAUCAUCGACAAGGGCUAGCAAGAAGUGUAGGCCCUGUGCAAGCAAAUUGUGUGAAAUGCCUGCCCAAAGGAUAAGCUGAAAUUCAAGGUUUUUUUCGAGCCCUGCACUAGAAACCGCAAGUAUGAUGUUGGUUUGAUUCCUUUGUUCUUAGUGUUCUUGUUUCCUUACAAUUUAGGUUAUUACCUACUGACUGUAUUUUAAAACCAUUUCCUUUUUGUGAAAAUAAAAAUAUAAUAAUCAGUAUGUCACCAGCAUGGGACAAAGAAAAGUCUGAGUCCCCAGACCUUUUGGGAGGUCAUUGGUUUGAAUGCUGUUGGGGACUGAGGCUUUUUCUUUGUCCCAUGCUCGUGACAUGCUGAUUAUUUCAUUUUCACAUUUGUUUCACUGAGCUUAAAAUUGACCAUCUUUCAUUCUUUCACCAUUUCCUUUUUUGUUGCAGUCGUAAAUAUGUACCAUCAUUUCUGUGACUUUUUCAAUCUGUAUGCUACACAGCAUGUCAAUGGAUCAUUUGACACUGAUGUCAAUAUGGUAUUAUGGGAAAAGGUCAGAGCAGAGUAUGUCAUUGUUGGUGUUUCCUAUAGCUCACGUUACUGAAAUUACUUUUCAAAAAUUUUCCAAUUAAGGUUUACCCUUAUUUGCAUCUGUUUGCUGCCUACCACAUAUAUGCAGGUCAUGGUUUUAAUAAUGCUAUGUAAAGAAAUGUUUUGUGCAUUUUUUAGAUUAAAAUUAGUUGAUAAAAAAAUUGAACUAUUAUCAGUUUUUGUAUUGUUAUUAUUAAUGGUGAAACUAAUAAGUGCGUAUCACUUUUAAAAUUUAUAAUGUUGUAACUUGUACUUGUUGUUUUGCCUUUUAUUUAAAAACAAUGCUAAUCUUACUUAAUUACUGAAUCAAACAAACGAAAUAUUCUUUUUUAAUUCUAAUAGACAAGAAAAUAGUUACAUUGUAGGUAAUUACAUGUCCAUAGUAGUUUUUUAAUGUAGCUUAAUGUCCACAAUUAGGUAUUUGCAUUCUCUUGUAAAAGACGUUGUAAAAAUCAAGCCUUCAAACUGCCUAUAAAUUAUGCCUUGAGUAUUUAAAAAAGUAAGAAAAUUGGUUAAAACUGACGGUUAUAAUGCCAAAGAAUAACGUUUUUACAAACCUAGAGAAAAAAGUUAUUGUAUACAGUUAAAGCAUUUAUUUUUAUAUGCUUAACUUUUAUGAAUGCAGUACGAAAGGAGAAGUCUGGGGAAUUUUGGAGCCACAUGGAAAGCAUUCACUUCAAAUCCUGUUGUUUAUCUUGGCCAAGAAUACAAGAACAAACGGGUAAAUGAAAUAAUGUUAAGAAGUUUAGUGCAAUAUAAUAAAGUGAAAUUCUGCAUUGGUGGUAUUUGACUGAAGAGCAGGGGGUGGGGGGGGGUUACUCCCUGUGAUGGCCUACAGGGAGGCUCCACCCAAAAGGGGGACACAUUUUGAGGCUUCAGGUAUAUGAAAUUCUAGGGAUUUAACUAGUUGAACUAUAAGAGAGGGUAGGGAGUGUAGGGAAAUUUGUCAUUGUGGUUGUUGAGAGGGCCUAAAAAGGGCUAACAGGUUCAAUUUAUAUGGCUUAGUGUGGUUUCUUGAUAUUCAAAAAUGGUGCAUUUACAGCAAUUAAAAGGGAUGUAGCAUUCUAAACUAGUAUGUGAAAGGGGUACAUGUACCAUUUAUCAACAAAAGGCAUACAGAAAGGUUACCUUUUCUGUCAAUAAUGGUAUUAAAAAAGGUAAGGGGUUGGGCCUUUAGGCAUCCCCCCGGGGUAUUUGAUGUGGUUUUUAACCUUAAUAGCUGCAGCAUGUUGUGAGAAAGGGUGUUUAAUAUAUGUAUGUUUAUGAACUUUUAGAGGGAUCAGCAUAACCACCACUGUAAACCAAUAAACAACAUUGAGUCAGACUAACAACAACAACAAGUUUAUUCAGUAUUACCAUUUCUAUACAUGGUGUUACCGAUUAAAAUACAAUAAUGAACAGAUAAAUUUAAGGAAAUACAGACAUAAUUGAAUGGUAUAAUUAAUUAUUAUUAUUAUGUUUCUUUCGUCUUUCAAAUGCUUGAAAAACGAAAUUAGCAGUUAGCCGGCUGAUAUGCAAAGCAGUGUUGUUGAAAAAGAAAACAGACUUUAUCUUGGUUCUUGCAAUUUGUAAAUGAUGUAUUUCGUUUGUUGGUUUUAAUAUUAUAAACAGUCUUUCUCAAAUCAUCCGUCAUAUAGAUCACAGUGAAAUAAUACGUUCAUUUCAUUUUCAACUGAAUUUAGACUGCAGUGAUCACAAAUUCGAAGAUCUUCAGGAGUUUUGGGAAUUGUAAAUCUUCCAGUUUCGAUUUUUAAGUUAUGAUUUCUUGCCCUAAAUUUGGAGGCGACACAUUUAUGUUCACCUUUUCUGUGAAAUACAGCUAUAUCUGUUUCAAUGUUGGCGAAUAAUUCUGGGUCAAAAUAUGGAGUGUCGUGAAGGGGAAUCUUGAGGGCGCAUAGAUAAACAUCUUAUUCUGAAUUAAAAAACGUGUGAUUUAGUUUACACCAGAUAUAAUUAGUUAAAUGGGUGAAUCUGAAAAACUGGAUCAGCAAAAAGGUAAAAAAGAAAAAUCAAAGAAUAACACUAGACGGAUCAUCUUGGCAAAAAAAGGAAGGAGAACCAAAAUAGAACUGAUAUAUUUUUAUAUUAAUUGUGCCCUAUUAAUUUUGGUUUGAAACACAGUCUUUUUCACGGGCUGACACUGGGAAAUUUUAGAAUCUGUAGCAAUCUUAACGUAUAGUUAUUCCAGAAUGGUACUGAUCAAAUCUAAUGUUUUCUAUGCAGGUAUGUUUUAAACAAGCUAUCUUUGCUCUUCUUCCUAGAAUGGUGUUUGGAUUGUACUAUAAUACUCCUUUGGUGAGUUUUUUUUUAACUUUUCAUACCUUUCUUGUAAUAGUUAAGUGAAAUUUUUGAGCACGAAAUUGAUACAAAUCAAGGAACAAAAAUUGCAUGUAAAGGUUGCCUUAUAUUUUAUAAUGAUUUACGCGUUAGCAUAAGUGUAGCGUCUGGAUCGGGGAGAAAUUCGCAGCCAUUCUAGACGAGUAUCAGAACAUCUGAGCUGCUGCAGUAAGAAUUGUUGGAGGAAAGUCGUUGUUAAUCAGAUCACGUAUUUUUUUUGGCUGAACCAGAAAGGCUGAUCUCUGAACCGGACUUACGAAGAGAAAGUUUUUACUUUUGGUGGAAUGAAAGUGUUGUGCUAUGUUUUUGUUCCUUUCAGAUUAAUGGUUGCUCUAAAAGUGGCCUAUUUAAAGCUUUCUCAGAACAUCUCAUGAACAGGCUUGGAAUCAUGCAAGAAAAGAACUUACAGGUGAAUUGGGAUCAAAAUUAAUUGCUGACAAUUUACUCGCUUAAAAGUUGUGUGAGCACCCAAACUUUAAACGUUUUUUACUUACAACUCAAACUGAUAGUAGCUUGUCAGUGUCAUCUUUGGUAAGGUGCAGUGGAACCUCUUUUCAGGGGACACCCUCAGGACCGAGGCUAGCCUGGGACCAGGCUCUGCAGUGUGUGUGGCGAGGGGGGGGGAGGGAAAGGCAAAAAAAAAAAGGGUCAAAUAGGAAAAAUAUCGGGGAGCGAAGCGAGCCAAGCGGUGGCUCGGCUCGCUUCGCUAGCCGAUUUUUUAUUUCGCCCACAGCGAUUUUUUUUCUCCUUUUUUCCCCCGUAGUGCAGAGCCUGGUCCCAGGCAAGACCGAGGCAAGCUGAUCGAGGUUGGGCUGGGGUUUGUUAAUAGUUAACCAACGAAGACAAUAGAAAAAAGAAAUCAUUAUUAUCUUUUAUUAUAUACAUACUGAGAAAUACUCACCAAAAAGCUAUGUCGUAAAUUUUCGUACGCAAAUUAGUUCUAGCCAAUCAGAGGAGCGAACGAUGGUUUUCACACGUGAAAAAAAAUGAUACGUCCAAUCAGAAUCGCGAACGAUGUUUUUUCACGUGUGAGAAAAAUGAUACGUCCAAUCAGAAGGCACAGAGGUGUGUGGGUUUCGCGCCAAAAUUGCCGCCUUUUAUUGCAGCUUGCAGCGCCGCUUCGCACACAUUCAACGAGAAAAGUUUUACUCAAAGAGUUUUUCUCGCUAAAAAAGUGAUAAACAUUUCGGAAAUGGAGUGGGAAUAGUUUCGUUUGUUUCACUGUCGAUAAAGAAAACGGUAGAGAGCUCGUGAAACAACAGCGGAAAGGGAUAAACAGAACGAGACGUAAGCUUUUGUUGUGCUUUUUGUCGGAGCUACUUUGCCUUUCAUUUAAGCUUAAGUUUAUAUUGAAACUGGCCAUUUUACUUAAAUUCACUCAUUUUCAAUUGUGCAUUGAGAACAAACAGUUGAGAUUACUUAUGGUUCUUGGAUUACCUCAUAUCCUCACCGUCAUUUAUGUUUUUAACGAACGUUUUUACUAAAAAGCUGAUACUUCGUUUUCGUUGUCAUUUUGCGGUAAGUGUGUAGCGGCAAAUUUUAGCAUUUUUGAAAGAUUUAAAAUAAAAAAGCCGCCAAAAUGAUGAUGUCUCAGUAUGUAUAUAAUAAACACAAUACCACAUGGAAAGUGCUUUGUACGGGAUUUACGCACUCGUUAUUUUUGUAUCAGAAAUCUUACUCGUUCCCUGCGCUCACUCGUUCAAUUUCUGAUACGUCAACAACUCGUGCGUAAAUACCGUACGCCAGCACUUUCCAUGAAGUAUUCUCUAUAUAUGUGCGAUAUUGUAAUGUUGAAUUCACACAAGUGCAGUACAUCGAUUAAGUGACAUUGUUCAGUUUUUGAAAGUUGUCAUCAUUGUUAUUAGUGUACGCUUUAAGUUAUCAACCUUCUUUGGGGACAGUCAUGUUUUGAGUGCUAAGAUGACCCCUGAAUGGAGGUCAUACUCAGGCUUUGGGCCUUAGAAUAGAGAUUUCAAUUCAACAGAGUAGAGGUAACAGAGACAAAGAUUAUGUGGAGGCUUUUCCCGGAACAAAUUUUGUGUCCCCUGCAUGGAGGUGUCCCAAAGGAGGGGUUCCACUGUAACUUCUUUAUGCCCUGAGACACUGAAGAAGUUUAUUUUAACUGUGGCUGAUGAUCCUUCAUAUCUACUGCGCGCUAAUUUGCUCUGGUCUUUACUAAUUGGUGUGUCCAGCCCAAUCUCAUUCUCUCGUGCUGUAUUCUAGAAUACUUCUUCGUUUCCCGUUAUGUAUUGCUUAACUAUUAUGGUAGAACAUGCAAUAAAGGGGCUCUUUCCAUUAUUUGGCCAGGAGUGUCGUAUGACUUAGUAGGGAGCUUUAGCAUCGACAACGGCGACGGCAGAGAGUACGACACUUUUAAAAUGAAUUUGCGGUUUUUAAACUUUGUCGCGUCCAAUUCAACCUCGUUCCCAGGGUGCUCUUCUACCCGUCUCUACGUAGCGAGAGGGAGCCUGGGAACCAGGUUGAUUCCAAUCCACUGAAAAUGUCAAUUGUAGGCGAAUUUCCUGGGAGUUGAUUUCUUGGGAACCACACUCAAGUUUAGAAAGAGAAAGGAAAAUUCGUCGUAGCUUGUUUACGUCCUCCACAAAACGUGAAAUUAGGCAUUUUCAAGUGGUAGUCGUACAGUAACGACAAUGAAAUGUAAGUAAGUAAGUAAUCGGGUUAAUAACAGGGUUUCCACAUUGCGACUCUUCAUCUGCUACUUAUAACUAAGAAAUAAAAAAAUAUGUAUCAAAAUGUACAAAAAUCAGUGAAAAAUGCACAUGCAAAGUUCUUGUUUUGCUUGUUAAACCCAUCUUUUUUUUAAGUUCUCGUUUCCGUCGCCGUCGUCGUUGCUUUUUCCACAACAGAGUCGUAGCUAUAAGUAUCAGUGUGUAAGUACGAGAGCUAAACCUGGCAUCGUUACUGUAAAAUAUCAAUGUUAUUAAUAAGUUAUGUGACAGAACAUAUUUAUAAUUUUGUAUAGGACCUACAAUUCAGUCAUCUGAGGCAAAAGGUGCAAUAAACCAGUGAUUUGAUUUGUCUCCAACAGAAGUGUAGUGGUGACAUCAUGUUAUUGGUGGUCAUGUGACCAGUAUUUUAGUGAUAACCACUGUGGAUUUGUCAAGGGUUAUUAACCCCAAGCUCUCAACUUAAAGGAGUGUUUUUUUUUUCAGAACAGCAGUGAACCAAUCCGCAUAACUUUACUGUCUAGAGGAACAAAGUUUAGAAAAAUAUUAAAUGAAGACGAGGUGAUAAUUUACUAACGUAACGAUUACAAGUCAUUGUACGGUGAAUGCGUUUUUGAUGUAUUUGUAACUUUUUUUGUUACAACUUUCGUAUCGUAAGUCUCUUAAAAUCACUCUGCGGUUGCGAAUAUUGCAGAUUUGAUCCUUUUUACUGAUCGUGUCUUCGUGAAGUUUCCAGACCUGUUUAUCGGAGAAUUGGGCUAAUCGGUUAUACAGUAUUACUCCCCACCAACAUUCCAGUUUCCAAGCGAAAAGCCCUGAGGAAGAGGUUGAUGUCCUACACGUGAUGGGGUGAAGGGAGGGGCAAAAAAGGCCGGUUAUUAUCUCUUUUAAGAUGUGCUGGAAAAUUCCGGUUGCUAAACGACAAAACAGUUGUCGAGCGUUUAACUCUUGUAAAAACCUCAACUUAGAGAUGAAAAAAAAUGCAUAUCUGGUAUUAUUAGUGUGUCUUUGGUCCCCACAAGCCACCUUGGACUUCCCCUCCCACCUCCUUCCCAACACACAGACUCACGCCAUCUCAUCUCCCUCUGAAAAAAACUUAAAUUGUUUUAUUUUACACUUAAAUAAUUUGCCUUUUUCUGUUGCAGAUUAUUGAGGCCUUGAAGACAUAUCCUGAAGUCAGACUAACUGUUGCACAUUAUUCCUGGUACUGCUUUGAUUUUAUCAAUUCACGAUUUACGUGAUAUUUCUUUGUGUCAAAUGUUCAAAAUAUUGAGUUGUGAACACUGUUCUAAACCUGAAAUUAUGUGAAAGUUAAUCAUGUGAGAUUCAGGACACGAGGGCUGGGUAUGUUGCUUUUUUCAUCUUAUGAUUUUAAAUUGUACUUUUCAGGGAUGUGCCUUUUCUUGAUCAAGUUAAAGUGAGUAUUGUUUAUUAACCACAUCAUGUGUUUAACUGAAUUUACUUAAAUAAAAGUCAAAUCAACAAAGUUAAAUAGCUCUCAUCUCCUUUUUUUUUGUUUCUUUAUAGCAUAAAUUUCCUAGUUUCCUUACUUUUUCAUAAUUUGAGCGGUGGAAAAGCGGGGAUAUUGCUGGGUGAUGCCAGAUAAGAGAAAAAAAAAUAUACAGUUUGAAAAAGUUAACUUUAAAAACAUAACUGUAGCGCAAACAAUUCAGGUUGUCGUUUCUCUGUUGGUAGGCAUUUUGGUUUGAACAGUCUGGUACAUGAAAAAAAAAAACUUCAGGAAGACAUAGCGGGAAAAUUUGCCGCACCUGUACCAAUGUCGUCGACUUUACUACGAAUCGUAAAUUGACGACGUGACGUUUAACGUGAUCCAACGGCACCAUCGAAUGGACGUCUUAGAACUUUCUUUAAAACUGUGUGUCGACAACUAAUUUGUAUUUUUUCCAAAAUCGUGUCAGUAAGGUUGAACCCCGAUGUAUCGAGCUCUUGGACAACGACCAUGAUAUGCUUCGACUCAACUACAUUGUCUGUCAUGAUAAAAUGUGUUGAAAAGUGCUCCAUUGCAUGGUCCCUCGUCACGACGGCAGUGAAAGCUUCCAAUUACAAUUUCGAUCUCGCUCGUUGUCUGUUAAAUGUGGGUGAACUUUCCUGGAGUUCGGUUCUUGGGGAUCGCACCCAAGUUUAGAAAGAGAUGGAAUAAUUCGUCGUUAUGUGUUUUAACAUCCUCCAUCAUACUUUGUAAUAAUAAUAAUAAUAAUAAUAAUAAUAAUAAUAAUAAUAAUAAUAAUAAUAAUAAUAAUAAUAAUGAACUUUAUUUAAGUCUCAUGUCUUAUAGCUCAGGUACAGUGCCUAACUAAUUGCGGAGACUUUGUAUCAGAAAAUUUCGCGUCGUAAUUUUGUAUUGCCGACAAAUACGGUACAAAAAAGUGUAAUGCUCGGGCAGAAUGGUUUUUCUCAUUUAACUUAUUGCUUUUUUGACGUUUUCUUUACCCUCGCAUGUCUUGGUGGUUGUUAAAGCUCCCUAUCUCGUUUAUAUCGAAGUUAUGGCACUUUUAAGUGGUUUAUUUGCGGAGGAAUAGUAACUAAAUAAAGUAAAAAUCUGAAAUGGAUACUUUUUGUUCGUUUUCAGAAUAGUCACAAUACAGAUAUAUUUAUUGGGAUGCAUGGAGCUGGUUUAACGCAUACGCUGUUUCUUCCUGACUGGGCCCUUUUAUUUGAAUUGUAAGUCAUUGGGUUCUACUCAAGAACGACAAGAAGCCUUCAUGUCUGCGUGUACACUUUAGUACUGUAAACAAUAGGUAACAAAAUAAUUAUUGGAAGCUGCAAGAUGCCGGGUGGUUUUUCUUUUCUGGCUACUGAAUGGUUGUGAUCGAAGGUCAGGUAGUGAUCCAUAGAAUGUGUUGCGGGAUCAAAUCGUUAAUAGGACUCUGUUUGUUUCUUAGGUACAAUUGUGGUGAUACAAAUUGUUAUCGGGAUUUAGCAAGACUCAGGUGAUGACAUAUGUUGGUAUAGGAUUUAUUUUUCAGCGUCUUUCCUUUAAAAGUAUACCUAAGAGUUGAUCAGUUUUCGCCGGAUUAAUUGUCAAAAACCGCUAUGUAAGGGCCCAGUUUCUGACAAAUUUAGUAGCAAGUAAUGGCUCGGUCAAUCCCAAGUGGCCCGAAUUCCUAUUUGUCUUCUUUGGACUACUGUCCCUCAUUUGGCCAGCCUCACGGUAUUUUAAUCAUGCAAAUGCCCUACCCGGAGUAUAAAACCAAAGUGUUUCAUGAUGAAAUGCAAAAAAAGAAACCGCUGUUUUGAAAUUCUCUUUGUGCCUAGGCUACAAUCCAGCGACGAUCUUUUAACGUACCUGUGAAUUAAGGUUUUUUCCAGGAGUCUUUUUAUGUCUUCAGGGGUUUGAUUUUUCCCUUCUCUAGAGCCUUCUUUCAGGGUAGUUUGGCCUGUUUAUUAGGGAGUUUUUAAAGUAGCGACGUUUUUGAGCGACGCACGUCGACUGGAAGUGGACUUGUUUUCACUCUUGAGCCGCGAUUUUGAAAAUAUUUUUGGACAAAUCGUCUCCAUAAGAGCAAAUACACUUAGCAUUAUAGAUUUGGUAGCGUCAAGGCAUGUAAAAAGAGAAAAAGGUUAACUUCCGAUUGACGUGCGUCGCUUACCCCUGUUAUUUACUGCCGAAGGGGAUGUUAUGUUUUUUACUCAUUGUCGUCAUUGCUUAUCUGGAUUUUUAGGGGAGUUUCGUACGUAACUUGGGAAAACCAGGACAAGGUCUUUGAGAAAACCGAGGUAGGUGAACUAAAGCAAAACGGAUGCGACGGUCACGGAUAUUUUUGUGACUUUGCACUUUUCCCCUCUUUUUCAGGAGCUUCACCCGCAGUACAGUGAUCAUCCGAAGUUCAGGAACUACGCGUUCGACGUGCGUGAAUUUAUGCGACUUGUUGAACAAGCAGUCUUCAAAGUCAAGCGUUCUCUCGAAGACUACAGAAAACAGUACAAUAUUUGAUGACAGAUUUGCACUAAUUAGGUUUUUUGACAAUUGCUGACCGAAGAGGACUUGGAAAAGUCUUUUUUUCUCAAAAUCGGUCAAGAUGGUUGUUACCACCUUUAUUUAUGUACAUGUAGCAUUGUAACGUUAUUUAUGUCAUCCAUUUCAUCUCCUGCUUCAGUGAGUUCACUCUUGCCUAUUUUAGGUUUUGCCCAUUAAAACACACACACACACGCACAUACGUUUUCCCCAUUAACUUUAAAAGCUUACCGGAUGAACAUUUAUAAAGAAUGAAGUAAGAAAACCGUAAAUCCUUUAUCUAGCCCCCCCCUGGAGGUCUUAUUUAUUUCAAACACUUUUGGGGUGAGGUUGCUUAUUCAGUCCAGCGAAGAUGGUGGUAUUAAUUCUCCAUGAAGAACUACAAUGUACUCAAGUACAAGAAGUUGGAGGUCUUUCAGUAAAGGAUCAAAAACAAAUCCGAAUUUCCAACACGUGAAUAAACCAUCCCGGAUCAGUUUUACAGUCUAUCAUUUAUCAGGGAAGAAUGAUAAUGGGGAGGGGGGCGUUUAUUAACUUUCUUCCCCUGAAAAGGGGGGCUUAUUAGAGAGAAGGUGGGGGGUGGGGGAUUAUUUGAGAGAGAGGGGGCUUAUUUGAGAGUGGGGGCUUAAUACAGGAUUUACGGUUUAUCGAUGUAUUGAUGAUUUCUUUUCCUCUUGAUGAAUACUUUACAUUGUAAUUUUAAGGUCACUUUUACUUAUAUUUGUGUGAUAGUUAUUUGACUUAUUUACUCUUUUAUGGCACAUUCAAUAAAUUUUGUAACCUUUUUGCU